Messenger RNA from Ylistrum balloti, 990 nucleotides. RefSeq lists its product as uncharacterized. The record is from RefSeq and is a predicted model, not a curated record. The transcript has a single exon. NCBI's taxonomy places the organism in Eukaryota, Metazoa, Mollusca, Bivalvia, Pectinida, Pectinidae. The coding region runs from base 1 to 990 and encodes 329 amino acids.
AUGUCAGCUUUAGAAGUUCCUAGCUACAACUCCUCAAGGGUUCAGAGAGCAUACAGAAUCAAUAACAUAGAAACUACAAAACUGCAUGGACGUCUUAAUCUUUUGGAUAAAGAAAAAAAACGACAGAUUCAGGUGACAAACCAGGAUAUUCGACUAAUAUCGGUUACUUUGGAUUACAUCAAUUCGUGCAGUGGGCAAAGUCCAGAAGGACUGGGUCCAGACUCCGAGGAAGAAUAUGAAAAGCCGGAAGGUGCGCCAUGUUUUUUGUAUGGAGAAAGAAUUGUGAGCCGAAAAAGACGACGAUUUCAACGUCCGCAAUCAGCUACCGAGAGAUCACGUGUCAAACCACUGGAUUUGUCUGAUCUUAGUGACAAAUCAAGUGAAGUGUCAUCAGCAACACGCCCACAAAGUAGUCCCGCAAAAUCGCGCACGUUUAUAACGUCAUUAAGAGGAGACGGUGAUUUCGAUGACGUGUCAAGUAUACCUGUUGACAACGACACUGAGUCCACUCUAUCGUAUAGCCGUGCAUCGACCCCAAGAUCAAAUCACUCAUGGAUGACAGAAACUUCCGAUAUAACUAAAAAAUUGCUUCGUGCUAAUAUAAAUGCAGAAAGACAUCCCAUGGCAAGGAGAGAGAGCAUGCGUCAACGUGAGAUAGGUCAAUUUAACAGUCAAAACGUAUUCGAUAAGAAAGCUAUUGCUCGGAAAAUGUAUUCAAUGCGUAAGAAACCAUCAAGAGACCCUAAUGAUAAGACUGCUCCUGUUUUCGCAAACACUGCAUUGAACAGAAAUGCCGGAAUUAUGGACAUUCUUAAUCAACGACGACCAACUCUUUCAGCGAAUGAAUGGAAGUCUCAUCUUUCUCAAUCAAGGAGUCCUAUGACGAUUGCAGAUCAAAGAAAACAUGUGAUGGACAUAAAGAUGGGUAUUAACGAAGAUAGAAAAGAAAGAAUAAACAAUAGAGUGAAAACGUUUAUGAGUGAGUCGUAA